This is a messenger RNA of Kazachstania africana CBS 2517, 867 nucleotides long. It is a transcript of the gene GPI2, whose product is annotated as phosphatidylinositol N-acetylglucosaminyltransferase. The record is from RefSeq and is a predicted model, not a curated record. The transcript has a single exon. The coding region runs from base 1 to 867 and encodes 288 amino acids. Gene Ontology annotation, cellular component: membrane; glycosylphosphatidylinositol-N-acetylglucosaminyltransferase (GPI-GnT) complex. Lineage: Eukaryota; Fungi; Ascomycota; Saccharomycetes; Saccharomycetales; Saccharomycetaceae. Gene Ontology annotation, biological process: GPI anchor biosynthetic process.
AUGAAAGAAAAGGAGCCCUGGAAGCGAUUGCUAUGGAUUAGACAGGACUAUCCAGAUAAUUAUACAGAUCCCAACUUCCUAUUAUAUGCGGAAAAGCUUAAAGAAAAAUCUAAAAGGCCACCAGAUUUUGAUUAUGAUUAUUCACAAAUACGAGCAGAUUUUUUAGAACUUUAUCAUAUGGUACUGAAUACAUGCUUCAUUUAUAUCACAUUCACGUAUAUCAACUACUACGAGUACAAUCCAAUUCCAGUCACAUGCAUUGUGACAUUUUUUGUAAUACUAAUUUCCAAUCACAAAUCUGAGGAAUUGGCAUCUUUGUUAAAUUUCAAAUCGUCAAUGAUAAUGGCAUUUACAAUAUUAACCUUAUCACCGGUGUUGAAAUCACUUUCCAAGACUACGGCAUCUGAUUCCAUUUGGACGUUGUCCUUCUGUUUGAACAUGUUCUAUAUAUACAGUUUAUCCUCAUCUCCGUCAUCAGUUAUGGACGGCAGGGGGGAAUUGAUACAGAAUGAAAAACAGUCAAAUUUAUCAACAAAUAUUUUGUUAGCAAAUGCUGCUGUGCUGGCCUCUAGAUUGAUCUCUACAACACAAGUCUUUUGUUUCCUAUUGAUUUCUGUGCAAGUUAAUAUAAUAAUACCGAAUUUACUGAACAUUUCCAAUUUCAAGAUAUCAUUAUUGACCAAUCUGAUUGUGUACUCAUCUAUUACGAUGAGACUUGGAUAUAAAGCUGCAUUUAUCUUUUUAUUAAUCUCAUUAGCAUCGAUUAUCAUCUUACCGAGACUAUUCUACUACUGGCAAGUUCACUGUAAACGUAAGGAUUACGAAGUGUUGAGUCUAUGGGAUACUAAAGUACCGAUCCUAAACUAA